GCAUUUGAGGCUUCGCAAGUCAACUCUUUCAUUGCACCGCGUACUUUCGUAUUGUCGUUUCCUACCGACGGGAUGCGACUUUUGGAGCUCAUCACAGGUCUGGCCGCCUUCGCGGGCGUGCAGGGCGCAAGCGUCGGCACAGAUCACCAGAUCAUCAAACGAGCGUCACUCACGCAGGUCCAGAAUUUUGGCAACAACCCGUCCGGUAUCAAGAUGUUCAUCUACGUCCCCCAAAAGCUACAAGCGAAGCCACCCGUUGUAUUGGUCCUACAUGCGUGUGCAUGGACAGCAGGAAACUUCUUCGCAACGACGAAAUACGGACAGCUCGCCGACCAACACGGAUAUGUGCUGAUCUACGGUCAAACACCUACGGAUGGCGCAUGUUGGGACGUAUCUUCCACACAGACUUUGACGCAUGAUGGAGGUAGCGACAGCACGGGUUUGGCGAAUAUGGUCCGUUACGCGCUGCAAAAGUACAAUGGCGAUGCCAGCAAGGUUUACGUUACUGGAGAGUCUUCAGGAGCAAUGAUGACGCAAGUAAUGUCCGCAGUCUAUCCGGAUAUGUUCGCUGCAGCGUCCGAGUUCAGCGGCGAGCCCGCGGGCUGCUUCUACACUGGCACAGUCCGAGGCUGGAACAGUCAGUGUGCUGGCGGACAGCUGCACAAGACACCUGCCGAGUGGGCGAAGCAAGUGCAUGCUAUGUACCCUAGCUACACCGGCCAGUAUCCGCGGAUGCAGAUCUACCACGGCGACGUGGACACAACUCUCAACAUUGCCAGCUUCAAUGAAUCGAUUAAGGAGUGGUCUGGAAUUUUUGGUUACUCUGGAAAUCCCACGAAGACGCAAGCUAACAACCCUGGCGCAAAACUUACGAGAUACACCUAUGGAGAUCGGUUGCAGGGAAUUUGGGGCCACGGAAUCGGACACGUCGUACCCACGAAUGAGACGGAGGCAUUGAAGUGGUUUGGAAUUACCAGUUAA
Paraphaeosphaeria sporulosa is the source of this 981-nucleotide messenger RNA. Its product is annotated as alpha/beta-hydrolase. Gene Ontology annotation, cellular component: extracellular region. The record is from RefSeq and is a predicted model, not a curated record. Bases 73 to 981 code for a protein of 302 amino acids. Gene Ontology annotation, molecular function: hydrolase activity. Lineage: Eukaryota; Fungi; Ascomycota; Dothideomycetes; Pleosporales; Didymosphaeriaceae. The transcript is spliced from 3 exons.